This is a messenger RNA of Dibothriocephalus latus, 372 nucleotides long. The record is from the annotation of a GenBank genome assembly. Lineage: Eukaryota; Metazoa; Platyhelminthes; Cestoda; Diphyllobothriidea; Diphyllobothriidae.
AUGCGUACAGGCACCAUAGUUUCCGUGGACUCUGAGUGCUCUCAGCUCUGGCCGCUCUGUGCAUCCUGCCUCUCAGACGACCUUGAACCCUGUCCUCUUGACCCUGGAUCGCACCUUCAGGUGCAGUCGACGUCAACGUCGAAGGAUGCACUUCUCUGUGGUCGUUGUCUCGCCAGACUCUGUCGACCCUACUACGCGGUGGAGGUCAUUGUCGAGGUGCAGUUUGACUCCAUCGCCUUGCCCUCUCCCCUUUCAGCUGAUUCCGAGGAAGCACAUCGUAUUCAUCUUUGCGUAAGCUCAUUGCAUUUUCUUAUUCAGCCACUUUUACUGAUACGUACAGUAGUGAAUGGCUUCUUAUUGUGUAGUCGGUAA